AUGUCGCUCAAGAAGGCGACGUUCAAGCAGCGCGCCCGCAAGAACGAGAUGAAGGAGCGGCACCGCGUCGCCUCCGAGGUGCGGAAGCGCAUGCGCGCGGCGAAGCGCCGGCACAAUCGCUACGACGGCAUCGACAGCGGCUCACGGCCUCUGGAGGCGCUGGUGGAGGAGAUCGCGGCGGGGUCCGCGGCACCGACGCGGGAGGUGACGUUUGAUCCGCGCAGCCUCACCGAUCUUCUGCUGCGCCCCGUCGAGGGGGAGAAGGGCGCCAACGGCAGCAAUCGACUUGCGCUGCCAGAGACGCCUCUUCCAGAGGAUCAUCCGCUCAGUCUGCCAACGGUGCAACUGGACGAGAGGGAUGGUGUCAGAGACGGAACAGGCGGUUCUACCGCGGCCAACAAGAAUCAGUACCGACACCACGGUGACCCUUACCUCUUUUGGGAACGCGUGGGCUUGCACCCUUUGCUGCUAGGUGCCCUGAGGAGCAUGCGCUUUGCGCAUCCGACGCCUGUGCAGGAAGAGGUUCUCCCCAGCGUCCUCUUCCAGGGUGGUGGUGAGGAGGCGGUGGCGGGUGCGACAUCGUCCAGGAAGGGAAGCAAAAAGCAGCGUGGAUGCGGGAAGGACGUCAUCAUCUCAGCGGAAACAGGAAGUGGGAAAACUCUGGCCUUCGCGCUGCCCAUAUUGCAUCAAAUCCUCUCCAAAAUGCCUUCCAACGAGCACUCAGUCACUAAUGAGAGAGAAACCGUUGAAAAUGACGGGGAAGCGAAAGAAGAACGGAAGGAGAAGAGACCCACUAAGAAAAGAGUAGAAACAGGCAAAAAGUUCGUCCCGGUAAAGGAGGGCGGUGCGAGCGACGACGUCAAGAACAGCGGUAGCGGAGUUCGAAAGCGGGUGCGGGACGAGACCCCAGGGAAGGUUGAGGAGGCCUCUUCUCCCACUAUGCCAGCCGCAGUUCCCAAAGAACGACUGAUGCAAGCACUUAUUAUUUCCCCUACACGUGAAUUGGCUCUGCAAAUCAACGAGGCCUUUCUCCAGCUAACUCAACAUGCACGGCACGUGGUUAUUGGUUGCGUAGUUGGUGGUAUGGCUCCGGAGAAGCAGCAGCGCGUGUUGAACCGUCACCCACAUGUGCUGAUAUGUACUCCUGGUCGACUUUGGGAGCUUGUUCAAAAGAAUGAGGGUUGCUAUCUUGGUCACAGUAUAAGCCGCCGUCUUUCCUUUGUGGUGCUCGAUGAGGCGGAUAAACUUCUUCAAUCCGGACGGUUUGAGGAGCUCAAGAAUCUGCUGGAACGUAUUCACUGUGAGGUGUUGCCUGCUGGCUUCGUGCAGGAGCGUGAGGAGGGGGCUGAGGCGGCAGAGAUGGAGCUUGAGGCGGGACGCUGGGACGACGAGGCACAGAAGUUUGUGCCGUUCUCCAAAAAUAAGGAAAAGGACACCAACGCGGCCGGGGAUCCCCACGAACAGCAGCAGCGUCGACGGAAAGACGUCCCACGCCCUAUUCCCAUGCCACCCAACCCAGCAGAAGGGCAUCGCACUGUCACGUUUGUCACCAGUGCCACCCUCUCGCUCCAGACGAACUACGAGCGGAAAGAUCUUCGGGCUAAAAAGACGGUUAUCCGCACGACAAACGCCGACACCAUGGCGACGGUUCUUCAGCAGCUGGAGAUUAAGCCCUCAAACGCCAAAGUGUUUACCUUCUCACCCAAGGCGGAUGUUACGGCAAAGAUACAAGAAACUUACCUGCGUUGCCCAGGCGAUAGUAAGGAUCUCUACCUCUAUUACUUCCUCAAGAUGUACCAUGAACGCACAAUUGUGUUUGUGAACGCCAUAUCUAUGCUUCGUCGUCUGGUGAAGUUGCUGGAGGUGCUUGGAAUCCCAGUGGCGGGCCUACACGCCUCGCUCCAGCAGCGACAACGUUUGAAGUACAUUGACAAAUUUAGGAAGGGUGAGAAACGUGUGCUAGUGGCGACAGACAUUGCCUCCCGCGGCUUGGAUGUUGAGGGGCUAAAGCACGUUAUUCACUUUCAAGUCCCCCGUUCCACGGACGCUUACAUUCACCGCUGUGGUCGUACGGCGCGUUGUGGCGGCACUGGCCUUUCGAUUCUGAUGAUCAACGCGCAGGAGCACGUCUCCUUCCAAAAAUUGAUGGACUCGCUGGGGCGAGGCACAAGUGAGAUGGAGAUGUUUGCCCUCCAACCAACCAUUGUGCAUCAGCUUCACUCGCAUGUAAAGGUGGCGAUGCAAAUUGACAAGCUACAGAAGGAAAUUGAUAAGUCGCGGGCGCGGAAUAAUUGGGCACACCGUAUGAGUCGUGAGGCGGAUAUAGAGGUGGAUGACAUGGUGGACGACGAGGCGGACAAUGAGAAUCGGGCAAAGGAAAAGGCCAUCAAGGUGCUCCAGAAGAGGUUGGAACUGCUUGUCAAAAAGGACAUGGGCACUGCGGGUGGCAAGGGAGGAUUCCGCACCAGCGCGCAGGCUCUUGGGGCAAGGAGUGCUGAAUCAAAACUGGUCGAGCGUGCCACUAUGCAAGUUACGCAGGCGAAACACAAAAAAAAGCAGCUGCGCAGGGCUCAUAGCUAG
Trypanosoma conorhini is the source of this 2580-nucleotide messenger RNA. RefSeq names its product putative ATP-dependent RNA helicase. NCBI's taxonomy places the organism in Eukaryota, Euglenozoa, Kinetoplastea, Trypanosomatida, Trypanosomatidae. Gene Ontology annotation, molecular function: ATP binding; RNA helicase activity; nucleic acid binding. Gene Ontology annotation, cellular component: nucleolus. The record is from RefSeq and is a predicted model, not a curated record. The coding region runs from base 1 to 2580 and encodes 859 amino acids. The transcript has a single exon.